Oncorhynchus masou masou (cherry salmon) is the source of this 1011-nucleotide messenger RNA. Its product is annotated as lipid transferase CIDEB-like. NCBI's taxonomy places the organism in Eukaryota, Metazoa, Chordata, Actinopteri, Salmoniformes, Salmonidae. The record is from RefSeq and is a predicted model, not a curated record. Gene Ontology annotation, biological process: regulation of apoptotic process; apoptotic process. The transcript has 5 exons. Bases 111 to 746 code for a protein of 211 amino acids.
AAGUCCAUCCAAAAUAAAUUGGUGAGUCAGACACGCAGAAAUCGAGAGGCCACAGCACUGACAACAACAGGAGGAAAAACAUAAAGAGAGAGGAAGAUAAAAAGUGGGAUAUGGAGACGACGUCAUCACUAAUAAAGUCUGUGACCAGGCGGGUGUGGUCGUCGGCCCCUGCACAUCAGAGACCAUUCAGGGUGUGUUCCCAUGACAGGGGCACCAGGAAGGGAAUCACAGCAGGAACCCUGGAGGAGCUGAGAGAGAGGGUGUGCCAGGCCAAGAUGCUGUGUUUGUCCAGUCUGGCUGUGGUGCUGGUGUGUGAGGAGGAUGGGACAGUGGUGGACUCUGAAGACUUACUGAUGUCUUUGCCAGACAACACAGUCCUCAUGGCCCUGGAACCUGGACAGACAUGGAAAACUCCUCCGGGUACAACGCUCUCUAAAGCCGAAGACCCCACCCAGCCGCGGACAGGAAAGGAUAUAGCCCGCGUGACCUUUGACCUGUACCGGCAGAACCCCAAGGAUGUGUUUGGCUCCCUGAACGUAAAGGGCACCUUCUCAGGCCGGUACUCCGUCAGCGCCGACUUCAAAUGUCUGGGGCCCAAGAAAGUCCUCAGAGAGGCCCUCCGCGUGGCCUCCACUCUCCUCCAGGCAGCAGGUCACAUGUUGAUCACCUCAGCUAAUCUGAUCAAGCGGCUCAUCGAGGGAGCAGAGUUCUGGCAGCCCCAGAGGGCGGAGGUUGCAGAGUACUGAAACUGAGACAGUUGAGGCUGUAAUUAAGGCUUUUGAGGCUAGAAUUGAGUAUGUACAGGUCCAAUCUUAACACGAGCUCAAGUUAGGACAUGGCCCUAUAAAGUAUUGCUCUAGGAUCAAUGAAGAAGAGAAGAGAUCCGAUGUUUAUUAAAGCUGAACACAACAACCACACUUGUAGUAAUACCAAUUGCUGCAGCGCAACAUUCCUAUUUGUCUGUUGAAUUUUAAAUACUGUAAAUACUAAUAAAUACUGUUCUAAUCACUG